AUGGAUAGAAGCAUCGCCGAAUGUCGUGGUGGCCGUUAUGCGCUCCCCAUGGCCCAGCUCUACCCGGGUAAGGGCUCUGGCCGCAAUGCUUCGGAGGACGGUCGCCUCAGCCCGGGCAGGGACCUCGGGUACCACACGCUGCUGACCAGCCCGGGCAUUGCUGACGUCUCGGGGGAGGCAAAGUUGCGCGAAGCGAGGCUGGACUCGCCCCCGCCCGAAGACACUGAGAGGCUGGUGGCUACCUUUAAGGGCAAAAAGAUCCCCAAGAGGCCAUCCCCUUUCGACAAACUUUCGGACAACCUCAUCCUGAAGAUCUUCUCGUUCCUGUCGAGCAACGAAUUGUGCGUCAGCGCCCGCGUCUGCCGGCGCUGGUACUUCUUGGUCUGGGAGCCCGAACUCUGGACCUCGGUGACUCUCAGCGGGAGCCGGAUCCAGGUGGACCGGGGCCUCAAGACCCUCUUCCGGCUCCUGUGCCGGGACUCUCCGACGCUGUGCCUGGCCGUGGAGAGGAUUCACCUGAACGGUUGCGUCAAACUCACGGAUAAAGGUCUCAAUACGAUCGCUGCCAAAUGCCCGGAGUUGAAGGUUAUAGAACUGAGAGGGUGUGUUAGCAUUAGUAACCGAGGAGUUUCGGAUAUUGUGACUCGCUGUCUUGCUUUGGAAAGGCUUGAUGUGACAGGUUGCAAUAUCGUAACUUCGAUCCAUUCAAGACCUUUGACACUGGAUCCGACAGUGUUGUCGACAAAUCCCUUCCGUCUACGCCACUUGGAUCUGACGGACUGCCAAAGAUUGGACGACAACAGCCUUGAAAAGAUAGUCAGGUAUUGUUCCCAACUGACACAUUUGUACCUGAGACGUUGUACACUGAUCACAGACGUUGGCCUGAAGAGUGUGGCAAGUUACUGCAUUGCUUUGCGUGAGCUAAGCGUCAGUGACUGUAUACUGCUCACAGACUUUGGCCUCUACGAAUUGGCCAAGCUCGGUGCGAACAUGAGGUACCUCAGUGUUGCCAAGUGCGACAGGAUAUCUGACGCGGGCGUCAAACAGAUUGCGAGGCACUGUUACAAAUUGAGGUAUCUAAACGUACGAGGGUGCGAAGCUGUUUCAGAUGAUGCUUUAGAAGUCAUUGCAAGAAGUUGCCCGAGACUGCGAGCUCUGGACAUUGGCAAGUGUGACAUCACAGACAGAGGACUGAAAAUUAUUUCUCAGCACUGUCCCAACUUGAGGAAAUUGAGUGUCAAAUCGUGCGAAAUGAUCACUGACGAUGGCAUUCAGAUAAUUGCGUACUAUUGCCGAGGACUGCAGCAACUCAAUAUCCAAGACUGCCCAAUAACGCUUGACGGAUAUCGGACAGUUAAAAAGUUCUGCAAGCGUUGCAUCAUUGAACACACGAAUCCUGGCUUUAAUUGA
This is a messenger RNA of Uloborus diversus, 1410 nucleotides long. It is a transcript of the gene Fbxl7, whose product is annotated as F-box/LRR-repeat protein 7-like. The coding region runs from base 1 to 1410 and encodes 469 amino acids. Gene Ontology annotation, cellular component: SCF ubiquitin ligase complex. Lineage: Eukaryota; Metazoa; Arthropoda; Arachnida; Araneae; Uloboridae. The record is from RefSeq and is a predicted model, not a curated record. The transcript has 6 exons. Gene Ontology annotation, biological process: SCF-dependent proteasomal ubiquitin-dependent protein catabolic process. Gene Ontology annotation, molecular function: protein binding.